Molecule: messenger RNA, 1518 nt
Organism: Nasonia vitripennis (jewel wasp)
Lineage: Eukaryota; Metazoa; Arthropoda; Insecta; Hymenoptera; Pteromalidae
Gene: Tbp
Product: TATA binding protein
Biological process (GO): DNA-templated transcription initiation
Molecular function (GO): DNA binding; RNA polymerase II general transcription initiation factor activity
Source: RefSeq, marked validated
ACUGGUCACUUCAAAACAAACCAGUUGAGACUCGAGUUGAGGAGAAUACUGAUGGCUUAAAGCCGAAAUAAUUCCAUAAAGUUAUAAAUUGACUUUUUCGAAAACCUGACAUAUUGAUGAAUUAAAAAAAAGUCUGAAUCGUUCGUUCAUCGGAAUAGAUGAUACCACUGUUCAAAUGAAGCAAUUAGUCAUGGGUUAAAGCUGGCACAUAGGAAAUUCUGUAUACAGAUUUUGUGUAACAAAACCUCCAUAGUUUGGAGGUUAGAGUUACAUAUCAAGAAGGAUUUUUAGAGUGAUAUUUACAUCAAACCGUUUUUAAAAACACACCAUCAAAAUGGAUCAAAUGCUUCCAAGUCCCGGCUUCAGCAUACCAAGCAUUGGUACUCCACUGCAUCAACCAGAUGAGGAUCAACAAAUUUUGCCAAAUGCACUGCAGCAACAACAAGAGUCGCAGCAGCAGCAACAGUACCACAUGCAGCCACAAAUGCAUUCUAUGAAUGCCCUGCAAAAUAAUAUGAUGCAAACACCACAGAAAACAAUGCAUACCUAUGCAAUGAACCAACCGUUUGCAACACCCCAAAGUAUGAUGCAGCCUCAAACUCCGCAAAAUAUUAUGUCUCCCCUGGUUCAACCAUCAAGCCAAAUUGCUCCAUCGUCUAUGGGACCAUCUACCCCAGGUCCUAUGACACCGAUGACACCAGCCUCUGCAGACCCUGGCAUACUACCACAGUUGCAAAAUAUUGUUUCAACAGUAAACCUAAAUUGUAAACUAGAUUUAAAGAAAAUUGCGCUCCAUGCGAGAAAUGCGGAAUACAAUCCAAAGCGUUUUGCUGCUGUUAUCAUGAGAAUACGAGAACCGCGAACAACUGCUCUCAUCUUUAGCAGUGGGAAAAUGGUUUGUACUGGAGCCAAAAGUGAAGAGGAUUCUCGUCUUGCAGCUCGAAAAUAUGCAAGAAUUAUCCAAAAAUUAGGAUUCCCGGCUAAAUUCCUUGAUUUCAAAAUUCAAAACAUGGUCGGCAGUUGUGACGUCAAGUUUCCUAUCAGAUUAGAAGGACUGGUCCUUACUCACGCCCAGUUUAGUUCAUAUGAACCUGAAUUAUUUCCUGGUCUUAUUUACCGAAUGGUCAAGCCACGUAUUGUACUGCUUAUAUUCGUUUCUGGGAAAGUGGUACUGACAGGUGCAAAAGUUAGACAAGAAAUAUACGAAGCUUUUGAUAACAUAUAUCCUAUCUUGAAGAGUUUUAAAAAGCAGUGAUAUUUCCCUUAUACAAUAAUAGAUAAUAUACGGCAAAUUUCAAAUGGAUUCUACUUCCUGCAUUAUACCAAAUAUCUCGGAAUAUUUGUAUUUUUGGAAAUGAACUUGCAUGAAGAAUCAUCAUGUUACCUACUUUUUUACGCAGCCACGCUCUUCCUGAAAAAUUUGACUCUCCUUUCAAAAAGAGGUGUGUAGAGCGCUAGUCUUAUAAGAAGUUUGUAAAAUAAUACUUUAUAAAAUAUUAAAAGAAGUUACUUAAGAUA